UUUGAUUUUUAAUUCCCCACAGCACUCACAAUUCCAGGCCGGCCGACCGCCAGUGAUCGCCUCCGAUUAAAAUGCGUCUGAUUCCUUGCUCAUAGCCCCCCCUAGGUCUACGCCGCGGCGGCGCACGAGUUUUAAGUCAGUCGUGGGGUAGCGGUAAGACACUAGCAAGCCAAGCAAGUCGGUGAACAUCGCUGCACUUGCUGUACCGGUGCCUAUAAAUACCUAUAAGCGAGUUUCCCAGAAGCUCUACGAUAGCGCAUCAAGCGGCCGCAUCAACUGCAGCCCAGCGCUGGCCUCACACAAAGCUCUCAGCACACUGCACACUGGGCAAACAUGCACUGCGCAUUCCUCGUCGUGGCCGUCCUGCGGACGACGCACGCAUUCAUCGUCUCGCAGCCACGCGUCGGCUCUCGUGCGGCCGCGUCGAAGACGCCAUCGCCGCGACGACGGCCGCUGCACCUGCGCAGCACCAAUGAUGAAACCACAACAUUUGAGCUCGUCGCAACAAACGGGGGUCGCCUCGACGCCGUGCUGGCCGAGGCCUACCCCGAGCGGUCGCGCAGCGAGUGGGGCGACUUUGUGAAGCUGGGCUACGUCACAGUGAACGACACGCCGUGCACGAAGAAGGCCGCGACCGUCAAGGAACGCGACGCCAUCGUCGUCGAGCUGCCCGCGUCCACGUUACAGGGAGACGAAAGGACGUGCAUCGCAGAGGACCUACCGCUCGACCUCCUCCUCGAGGACGACCAUUUGAUGGUGGUGAACAAGGAAGCGGGCAUGGUCACGCACCCGGCCCCGGGGCACCGGACGGGCACUCUCGCGAACGCCGUGGCGGGCUACUGCGCCCAUGACGCCGAGGGGAUGGAAAGCGGACGGCCGGGCAUCGUGCACCGCCUAGAUAGGUUCACGAGCGGGUGCGUCGUCGUGGCGCGCGACUCGGAGGCGCGGCGGUCGCUCCAGAAGCAGUUUGCCGAUCGGACGGUCUCCAAGUUAUAUUUGGCCGUCGUCGCGCGGCCGCCGCCCGAGACCGAGAGCGAUGCAGAUGAGCUUGUGAUUGAUGAACCGAUCGGUCGUCAUCCUAUUCACCGCGAGCGCAUGGCCGUCGUGGAGGGAGGCCGGCGCGCUGUAUCCAGAGUGCGCGUGCUCGCGACGGACGGGAGGAGGUGCGUCGUCCAGGUCGCGAUCGAGACGGGCCGCACGCACCAGAUCCGCGUCCAUUUAGCCCACGUCGGCGCGCCGGUGCUCGGCGAUAUUGUGUAUGGCGACGCCUCGGCGAACGACCGCGCCGCGAAGGCGCCUUUGUCUGUGACGAGGCCGCUCCUGCACGCGUGGCGGCUGGGCUUCGACCACCCCGUUUCAAGGAAGCGCGUCGAGGUCGUGGCGCCGCCUCCCCCCGACUUGGCGCGAGCGGUCCGGCAGGUGAGCGGCCGAUGACAUGUUGUGAUUCACUAACAAUAAUAAUAAGAGUCCUGGC
Molecule: messenger RNA, 1474 nt
Organism: Pelagomonas calceolata
Lineage: Eukaryota; Pelagophyceae; Pelagomonadales; Pelagomonadaceae
Source: the annotation of a GenBank genome assembly